Capronia coronata CBS 617.96 is the source of this 504-nucleotide messenger RNA. RefSeq lists its product as uncharacterized. The record is from RefSeq and is a predicted model, not a curated record. The transcript has a single exon. NCBI's taxonomy places the organism in Eukaryota, Fungi, Ascomycota, Eurotiomycetes, Chaetothyriales, Herpotrichiellaceae. Gene Ontology annotation, cellular component: membrane. Bases 1 to 504 code for a protein of 167 amino acids.
AUGUCUACAAUUGCAACUUUACUGGGUCUACGCUCCAGCACCAUGACGCCGGUGCCGUGUCUAGCACCCUAUCACGCCAUCUUCAACUUCAUGUUCGCCUAUGUGUUCCUCUCUUCACGCAUGCUCAAAUCGUCCUAUGGAAUUGACCACAACGUCAACCCUCGAGAAGAUGUGGCUCGGUUUGGAGAGAGGGCCGUCCAAGAAGGCAAAAUCACUCGAAAGCAACUCAACUUGCUAAAGCGCAAUGAAGCCGCUCAUGCCAACGCCAUGGAGCACUUUCCUGUGUUCAUCGGUAGUAUACUCUUUGCGGUCGUCGCAAAAGUCCCUAACGACACCAUCAAUCGUGCCUGCAUGAUCUAUUCGGUGGCAAGAUUAGUCUACGCGAUUGCGUAUUUGGCCGUGGACAAGGUGCAACUUUCAUACAUUCGGAGUUUGGCCUGGUGGGCGAGCAAUCUCAGUUGCGUGUACUUAUUCUGGCAGAGCGGUAGGGCUUUGAACGCUUGA